AUCCCAUUUAUUUCUGAACCGUCCUACGCCGAGAACUCGUAAAUUUUGAACCGCAACCUUGUCUACGGGCCGGCCCGUGCUCAUUCACUCGUUGAUUCGGACUCCCAAACGAAAGCAACGAUUAACGAGCGCAGAUAGAGAGAGUUCUUGAGGUUUCUAAUAUCUGAUUCUGCCAAUUCGUUUCCAUGGUAACAAUCAACGGAGCAAAACAGAUCCUUUUCGCCUCACUUCUGCAUUUCUUCUGCUUUUUUCUUCCUUCGGUUCUGGCAGUUUCAUCUCCGAGUAGUGAUGGUUACGCUAUAAAUGGUCGGGUGAAGAUCGGGAGUACUGGGGAAAAAGGGUUUGGUUUUCUUGCAAAACUAUCAAAUGCUAAAGUUAUACUCAAUGGUGGCCAAAGGGUCACCUUUCUCAGGCCAGAUGGAUAUUUUUCAUUCCAUAAUGUGCCAGCUGGAACUCAUCUUAUUGAAGUUGCUGCAAUUGAUUACUUCUUUUCGCCAGUUCGAGUUGAUGUCAGUGCCAGAAACCCUGGUAAGAUUCAGGCAGCACUGACAGAGAACAGGAAGGGCUUGACUGAGUUGGUUUUGGAGCCUUUGAGAGAAGAGCAAUAUUAUGAGAUAAGGGAACCCUUCUCCAUAAUGUCAGUCCUGAAAAGCCCGAUGGGUCUGAUGAUGGGAUUCAUGCUGAUUGUUGUGUUCCUUAUGCCCAAACUAAUGGAGAAUAUUGAUACUGAAGAAAUGAAACGAGCACAGGAAGAAAUGAGAAAUCAAGGGGUUCCCACUCUGGCAGGCUUGAUAUCUGGAGCGGGGAGGAGUUAAAGAUAAAAUUUAGAUUUGAAAGUUGGGAAAUUCUAGAAUGGAAAUUUGGGUAGUCUGGAUCCUAUGUUUUAUUAUUACUUUAUUUAUAUUUUGUUGAAGGGAGUCCUCUGCUCAUACAGGGCACUUGUCCUGGAAUAUCAUGAGUUAUAUGACAGAUGAGUGCCUCUGAAGAUUGCUGGAGUUUUGGUUCUUUAGCAAUGCAAUUCUAGUCUGAUUCACAGGUGGAUUGAAAAA
Malania oleifera is the source of this 1049-nucleotide messenger RNA. RefSeq names its product ER membrane protein complex subunit 7 homolog. Lineage: Eukaryota; Viridiplantae; Streptophyta; Magnoliopsida; Santalales; Ximeniaceae. Gene Ontology annotation, molecular function: carbohydrate binding. Gene Ontology annotation, cellular component: EMC complex. The record is from RefSeq and is a predicted model, not a curated record. Bases 186 to 815 code for a protein of 209 amino acids. The transcript is spliced from 7 exons.